Messenger RNA from Diachasmimorpha longicaudata, 7081 nucleotides. RefSeq names its product polyamine-transporting ATPase 13A3 (gene anne). Gene Ontology annotation, biological process: polyamine transmembrane transport; intracellular calcium ion homeostasis. Bases 1723 to 6039 code for a protein of 1438 amino acids. Gene Ontology annotation, cellular component: membrane. Lineage: Eukaryota; Metazoa; Arthropoda; Insecta; Hymenoptera; Braconidae. The transcript has 6 exons. Gene Ontology annotation, molecular function: P-type transmembrane transporter activity; ATP binding; ATPase-coupled monoatomic cation transmembrane transporter activity. The record is from RefSeq and is a predicted model, not a curated record.
AAUCCACCACACGGACUUCUACUGCUCUCCAAGAGUGAAAUCUAAAGCCUCGACGAGUGAAUAGUGAGAAGAAAAAUUGGAGUGAUAUUAUUUACUGCAUUUAUCGACGAGAUUUUUCAUUCGUCUGGAAAUAUAUGUUUGAGUGACAGUGGAAAUAGUUAAUUUUGGCGUCGGUGAGGGGAGGCCAGUGGGAUCGUGCAAUAAGUGAAUUUUAUCAUUUCCUCACAUUGAUUUUAUAAAUUAUAAUUGACGGAUUAAUCAAUUAAAUAUCAGAAUUUUUCGAGUCACGUUGAUUAAUCAUCAUCAGCAUGAAUAAAAUAUUGGGAAUGAACUAUUGCACAGUUUUCUCUGUUCUUAGAAGUCCCGAGGAGGGUGAAUCAUUAAAGCGAUUUGUCGAAAAAAAGUUGAAAAAUUAAAGCUCUCCCCUGAGAAGAUAAAAUUCAGAUUUUUUUAUCCCGUGAUCUGGGUAACAGCUGCAAAAUUUUGUGGACUUCACAUCGACCUCUAAAUAUAGAAGAGGUGAAUACGAGGAGAGGAAAAAUUGUGAUUUAGCAGUUUCUGUUACGUAAAUUUUUUUUUUUGCAAUUCCACUCGAAGUGUUUUUUCCCCAUUAUUGAUUCCCGAGAACGUUUACACGUGCCAGGUGCCACCAGUCACAGUCCUCGAGAAUUCAUUGUGAUUUAUUGACAUUCGUCUUGCGUGUGGAUAAGAAAAAGUGUACCAAAGUCAUUAGUGGUAAUUAAACAUCGUGUCAUUAAGGGCAUUGAAUUGUGUUGAUAUAGCAGAUAAUUAUCUACGUUGACGAAUCCGAAGGAAAAAAAUAUUAUAGACAAUCAUUGUCAACAUCAAUCAGGACUACGGGGAAAAUUAACCAGGCUCUGUUCUGUCAAUAUCACAGUAACAGUGAAUUUUUAAACCAGAGAAUCUCCAGGACUUCGAAAAUCCCUCGGAAGAUAAAUAAUUGCCGAUCUAGAAAGACGGCAUUUCGAUUCUAAUUACCUCCAGUGAUGUAUUUGCGAUCGAUCGAGGAAAAAGGGUGCGAAAAAUUCCAAAAGGUGCAAUUUCCCCUAGGAUCAGGUGGAAAUACCUCACUUAUCGACGAAGAUUCCCUACUGUUGUGUCCAACAAUUAUCCAAUCAAUUGCAUUACCCCGAGGUAUGAGUGAGGGUGAACGUGCAGUAACAACUCCACGAAUUGGCUGGAGAAAAUUAACCGAUCCCGGUGAUUGACACGACGACAAUCGAGCAAUUACAACGAUACGAUAGCAUAAAUUGAUUUAUCAUCGAUCGUCAUUAUUGGAAAAAUUAUCUAGGGAUUUUCACGGUUAUUUUGUUGAUGUACUGAUGGAAUCGAUAGUGAAAUUGUUUGUGAUCGAUGAUUUGAUGAGGGAUAUAAGGAUGGCGGGCAAUCGGUGUCGGUAGCAGACGGGGUUUAUCGAUUGUUCGUUACGGAAGAGGGGUACAUGACCCUGGUUGAAGGAUCCAGGGGGUUGGAUCCAUUGAUAUGAACCUUGAGAGAUCGAUCGGUUGAACAAUCGAUUUGGUGGUGAGAGUACAGGUGGGGACUCACUGAUUAAUCAUUUGGAAAGACAAUAAGUGGUUUGUGCAGUGGUCUCGGGAAUUUUGUGGUUUAUAAGAGGCCCAUCUAAGAGUUGGAGUUACCAACUAGUGGUGCAGAGAUUUGGGGUUUGGGGCGGUUUAAUCGAAAAGGGUGGUGGUAACCAUGCCGGCAACACCGAAGAAGCUCAAUCUGAGCUUUGCCAAGAAUGCGUACAGUGUCUUUGGGGGCAGAAGGGUGGGCGAUGGGGAGGAACAACGUACGGAACAGAAAACUGAGUUGUUAGAGGGAACCCGAGGCAAUGGCCUCCUCCACCUCAAGAAUGGUGUGGACUACAUCAACCCCGGGGAGGAGGACCAAAUGGAAAUUUAUGGAUACAAGAGAAACAAGGCGCGUACCAUAGCCACCUGGUUUCUGAUCAUCAUCACGGGCGGUCUCCUUCGACUAGUCUUCCACUGGGUGCCGCAUCUGAUGCUUCUGGCGACACAUUCCAAAUGUCCAAUGGAGGAGGCAGAGACCGUUCUCUUGAUCGAACGGUUCCAAGGAAAGCACACGAGUUACUACGUGAAGAGAUUGAGGACCAUGACAGCUAAAGAAGUCUCGAAAAAUAUCGACGAAGACUCGCUGAUUGAUGAACCCUUCUCCGACGCCGGAAGCUUACAGAGCGUAUCAGUAGGUGGAGAGGAGCCGAUGCUCUCUGUACAUCUGACGGGGGGUCAAUUCAAGGCGGUGUCAUCAAUCAUCACUUUCAACUGUAAAAAGCUGACGUACAUCUGGGACACGGAACGAUCGGAAUUUAUGAAGCUAGCAGGCCUCGACAAUGGCGUGUUAACGUCAACCCUCCACCAGAUGCCUGGUCUUAAUUCCCUCGAGCAAUUUCUUAGACGAAGUGUUUAUGGUAACAAUGAAAUCGUCAUUCCCGUGAAGAGUUUUGUCACUCUUCUCUGUCUUGAAGUACUUAAUCCAUUCUACGUCUUCCAAAUAUUCAGCUUCUGUCUCUGGAUUGCUGAUGAUUAUUAUUAUUAUGCUAUGGCUAUUAUUUCGAUGUCGUGCUUUGGUAUUGGAAUGGCUGUUCUGCAAACUCGAAGAAAUCAGCACAAACUGUCAUCAACAGUUCACUCCUCCGACGUUGCCACAGUAAUGCGUGAUCGUACAACCGGUAAAAUAGAUUCCGUUGCAGCUGAACGUCUUGUACCCGGUGAUAUCCUGGUGAUUCCUCCCCAUGGCUGUCUAAUGCCCUGCGAUGCAGUGCUUCUAACCGGCAACUGUAUCCUAAACGAGUCCAUGCUAACCGGUGAGUCCGUCCCAGUAACAAAAACUCCAAUUCCCUCCUCCAACGAGAUUACCUACGAUACUAAAGAACACGCUCGUCAUACCCUCUUCUGCGGCACAAAAAUCAUUCAAACCCGAUAUUUCGGGGGUGAGAAGGUCCUCGCGGUGGUUGUGAGGACGGGAUUCACCACUAGUAAGGGUGGUCUUGUUCGAUCGAUAAUGUACCCACCACCGGUUGAUUUCAAAUUCGAGCAGGACUCGUAUAAAUUUGUGACACUUCUCGCUUGUAUUGCGAGUAUCGGAGUGAUUUAUACGACCAUAACAAAAACUCUGAGGGGAGUUGCCGCUGGGCAUAUUGUCCUCGAAGCCCUUGAUCUCGUCACCAUCGUUGUCCCUCCCGCUCUGCCAGCGGCCAUGACAGUUGGCCGUCUUGUUGCUCAAAAUCGCUUAGAGAAGAAGCGAAUUUACUGUACAAGCCCUCGAGCUAUUAACGUUUCGGGAUCCAUCGAUUGCAUCUGUUUCGAUAAAACGGGAACAUUAACUGAGGAUGGCUUGGAUAUGUGGGGGGUUGUUCCGGCGAUUGAUAAGAAAUUUCAGAUUCCGGCAAAGAGUGCCGCGUGCCUUCCGGUGAACGAGAUGCUCGUGGGGAUGGUGACUUGUCACGGAAUCACUAUUAUCGAUGGGUCACUUGUGGGUGAUCCCCUGGACCUGAAGAUGUUCGAGUCAACGGGGUGGCGUCUCGAAGAGCCCGACGUCUCUGAUAACUCCAAGUUUUCAAUGAUGUUUCCAACUAUCGUGCGACCGUCGAAGGAAUCGAGACCCUGGCAAACCCCAAAUCGUGAUUUGGGGCUGUCCCGGGGGAGACGAAGUUCCGCGAACUCCGAGGCUCUGGAGAAUCUUUCGCUGAGUAACCUCACGGCAUCAGACGCAGAUCUGGCGGAACAAGGAUUGGAGAUUGGUAUUGUCAGACAGUUCCCGUUCACGUCGAGUCUCCAGAGGAUGAGUGUUAUCACGAGAACCCUGGGAGCCAAUCACUUUGAUCUCUACUGCAAGGGCAGUCCGGAGAUGAUUCUUAGUCUCUCGAACCCAGAAUCAGUCCCCACUGAUUUUGCUUCUGUUCUUCAGGAGUAUACGUCUGAGGGUUACAGGGUUAUCGCAUUAGGUCACAAAUCCCUGAAUCGAUUGACCUACACGAAGGUCCAGAGGAUCAACCGAGAGGCGGCAGAAACUGACUUAACAUUUUUGGGUUUCGUGGUUUUGGAGAAUCGGCUGAAGCCAGAGACAACCCCUGUCAUCGAAGCACUCAACCGCGCGUGCAUUAAGAUUGUCAUGGUGACGGGUGACAACAUGCUUACUGCCUUGUCAGUGGCUAGAGAUUGCGGAAUGCUGAAUCCGGGAAUGCCAGUAAUUGCUGUGGCCGCUGUAACUCAGCAGAAUCAACAGAAGCCUCACCUGUACUUUACGCGAAGUGAUGGACAGCAAUCACCGAUAUCUCCGAAUGGCCAAAGCAGCAUCAGCGAGAUGACUGAUCUCAAUAGCAUCACAUCAUUUGAUACAAUAGAGAAUGGCUUCGUCAACAGUACGGUAGACAAUGGAGUAUAUCUGUCUGACAAGGUACACACUAGCAACAAGUACGUCUUCUCAUUGACCGGAAAGACUUGGUCGAUGAUCAAGCAACACUACCCAGAGCUUAUUCCGAAGAUUACGACGCGUGGAACUAUCUUUGCGCGGAUGUCACCUGAUCAGAAACAGCAACUUGUACAAGAGCUCCAAUCGUUGGGAUAUUACGUGGCGAUGGUGGGCGAUGGAGCCAAUGAUUGUGGAGCUCUGAAAGCUGCUCACACUGGGAUUUCCCUGUCUGAUACGGAGUCGUCAGUAGCAUCACCAUUCACCAGCAGGGAAACCAACAUCUCGUCCGUUUUGUCCGUCAUUCGCGAGGGCAGAGCCGCACUGGUGACUUCCUUCGGCAUCUUCAAGUACAUGGCUGCAUACUCCUUGACCCAGUUCAUCUCCGUGAUGAUCUUGUACAGCAUAGAGUCAAAUCUAACCGAUAUCGAGUUCCUCUACAUCGAUCUCUUCAUCAUUUCCAUCUUUGCUUUCUUCUUUGGGAGGACAGAAGCAUAUGAUGGUCCACUUGUAAAAACAGCACCAUUGACAAGCCUCAUCAGUACCUCCCCCAUACUCAGUCUCGUUUCUCAAAUGAUCAUUGUCACAGCCUUUCAAUCAAUGAGCUUCUGGCAUCUCAAGCAAACGGAGUGGUACACUCCAUUCAACUCAACUGCAACCAAAGACAAGGAUGAUGUGGGCGGUUUGGAAAAUUAUACUGUGUUCAUUGUCAGUUCUAUGCAGUACAUCAUCCUCGCGGUGGUGUUCUCCAAGGGUCAUCCAUAUCGAAAAUCCCUCUUCACCAAUUAUGGCCUCCUCGCUUCGUUCAUCCUGACUGCACUCUUCUCGGUGUACCUUGCGAUAGCACCGUUUGAUUGGCUAGCUAUGAAGUUUGAGCUGAUACUCCCGGAAGAUAUGGGCUUCAGGAUAAUCCUCAUCGUCUAUGGCUUUGCCAACUUCAUCAUAGCGAUGCUAGUCGAGCAUUUGUUCGUCGAUUAUCUAGUCUUCAAGAAACUCAGGUAUCGCUGGCAUGACGUGGACAAGUCUAAGCGGAAGUUCCUCGCCAUCGAGCGCGACAUGGCGAAAAAUCUAAAGUGGCCACCUGUAUCGCAGGAGCCUCUUCCAGAAGCUGCACCGGAUAUUCUCAUACGACAGAACACUGUGACGGAGAUCAAGAUUGAGAAGCGAAUCCCAGAGGGGCGAGAGGUCGAGCCGACCUUUCUCAAUUCACCGGCCUCUGUUAACUUUAAACGUUUCGGAUCUGCACGAGAGGUGACCCUCAACGCAAGGUCACUUUUUGAUGAUCAACGGAAUACAGUAUCGAUGCAAGCGGUUCCCAUUCGAUUCGAGGAUCGAGAGCUGGAUAAUGUCAGACGACCCAAACUCGAUUUGCCGUUGAAGAGACGACACAAUUCGGAGUCGGAAAAUGGUAUUGACAGCUGCGAGGGACAUAGACUGAAGCAAAUAAAUCCGAUCGCUACUUUGCCGAGGGGACAGUCCAAUCAGGGAAAUCACAAGGUCACCGAGUUCUCGAGGAUUCAUAAGAGCGAAGAUCUGGGGGGUGUAACGCAGAGUGUUGUUGAAUUGGAUAUCCUGCCUUCUUGAGGAAGAAUUCCCAGGGGCAGGGGGGGUGGGCUAUGAGGGUGGUGAAGGGAUGAUGGCACGGUGCUAACUUGUUUUUAAUCAUGAGGGUGUUAGUGCAUUUAGAAUCGUUUUAAAGAGAUUUAUAAUUUUUUUUUUUUUACGUAACUCGCCAUUUUCUGCAGGGGUAUCCCCGGGUCCCUUUUGACCCUCAGCAUUGUUAUUCAUAUAGAGUAUUGAGUAUCCCAAAUGUUCUUCAUUUAAAGUAUUAUUAAGUUCGUUAGAAGAGUAUUUUUUUAGGGAGAGAGGUAAUAAUUGAGGUUAAGUUGGCAUAACCUGAAAGUUGGUUAGAGAUUUGGACCACUUGGAAUUAAUAAAAUGGAGGAUUAAUUUUGAUAUUCAUAAUUAAUUCUCGAUUCUUAAGAAUGUAUUCAGUUUAUUUAAUAGGAUGCGUAAACGUAAGUACUUAGUAAGAAGUGAGAUAAGGGGGAGAAAAUUUUGUCUUUCCAAUGAUCACCGAAAAAAUGAUUUUUUCGUUCAUAAUUUUACGAGGACAACUCCAAGUGCCAGACACAUGGAAAUGAUUAUCAAAAUUUAUUUUAGGGUACCGGCUCUCAUUUCUUAUAUGAUUGGGCCGUCCCCUCGAACAUGAAAAAUCAGAAUAAUUAUAGGAAAUGAGAAGAAAUAUUGUAAUUAAUUGUAACGACUAGAUAAUUGACUUGAAAAAUGUUUAAAAGUGUGAAUUUUCGUGGGCGAGUUAAGGAUUUUAAUGUGUACUUAUAAAAAAUGUUAAAAUAAAAAGAUACAUGUGCAUUAUACGAAUAUUUCCGCUCACUCCUGAGGAGUGAAUGCAGUAGAUGGUGAAUGAUAAACUUGUGGAAUUCAUUAAAGAUUAUGAAUAGUUAGAACAGUCUGGAAUAAGGUAUAUUUGUAACGCAUAUGAAACAGUUGUCUUUUGAUUUUUAUUACAAAGAAUCUGUACUUUUUAUUAACCCAUCUAUUUAUUUAUCAAUUAAUGGUGAUUAAGGCUAAUUACUUACAAUGAAAUAAAAAUCUUUUGUCAUUA